AUGAGAGUCACGUCGCAAGGUCUCCCUUUGGUUGGCCAAGACGUCAUCAUCAACUCCGUCGACUCCUACCAAAUCCACCUUACCGUGGCAGACGGCUCCUGUGAUAAAUAUCCAGCCAAACAACACGCACGAAAUGUCGCUCGCAAACUCGGUGUCUCCCAUGGCUUAAUAUUUAUCGCCGGGGAACCGACCAUCAAUUACCGCGAUUCAGAUCAACCGCGCGCCUUCCGCCAAAGACGAUACUUCUACUAUCUGAGCGGUGUAGCAGAGGCGGACUGUGCUUUGACCUACGAUAUUAGCCUGGACCGGUUAACAUUAUUUGUGCCGGAUUUCGAUCUUCGCCAGGCGAUAUGGAUGGGCCCAACAGUUACAAGGGAGGAGGCUCAAGAUCGAUAUGAUGUAGAUCACGUUCUCUAUCACUCCUCCUUGCAAACGGAGCUUUUAUCAUGGCUGACCGAAAGGGUUCAAAAUAGCUUGAUCUACAUGGUGCAUCGGUCGGAAACUCCCACAGGACUACCCGUAGAGCUACCCGUGGAUUCAACGCUACUUAUGCCGGCCAUGAAUGCGGCUCGUGGCGUGAAAGAUGAAUAUGAAAUCCGAAUGAUUCGCCAGGCAAACAUGGUCUCCGCGUUAGCUCAUCGAAAAGUUCUUGAGCAAAUUCAGAAAAUGUCAAACGAAUCGCAGAUCGAAGGACUGUUCCUCAAUACUUGCAUUUCCCAUGGCGCGAGGAAUCAAUCAUAUGAGAUCAUUGCCGCCUCGGGCGCAAAUGCGGCAACUCUGCAUUACGUUCGCAAUAAUGAAUCCCUAGCUCGGAAGCCUUUAGUAUGUCUCGAUGCUGGUGCUGAAUGGAACUGCUACGCUAGCGAUGUGACACGCACAUUCCCGCUCAAGGGCGAAUGGCCCAGCGAUUACGCAUCAAACAUAUACGCGCUUGUUGAACAGAUGCAAGAAGCAUGCAUCAAAGGAGUUCGACGGGGUGUUCGCUUCCUUGACUUGCAUAACCUAGCCAAUGACAUCGCCAUCGACGGCCUCCUAGCCCUCGGCGUUUUGAAAGGUGGCUCGCAUGCCGAAAUCCGUGACUCGGGCGUAAACAAGAUUUUCUUCCCCCAUGGAUUGGGCCAUCAUGUUGGACUUGAAGUCCACGAUGUAUCCGAGUCAGAGAUUACGGCCAUGACUUCCGGCCGGGAUGCCGCCAAAUAUGGGCCCAUCAUGAAUACUACAACUUUCCGUUCCCCAUGCACGCUUUCUGCUCCAUUGUUAGAAGAGGGCAUGGUGGUUACCGUUGAACCGGGUGUUUACUUUUCAUCCCUGGCUCUUGCUAAUGCUCGCAAACAACCUUUCGCUAAGUACAUCGAUUUUGAUGUUGCUAGCCAGUACAUCCACAUUGGUGGCGUGCGCAUUGAAGAUGAUAUCCUAGUCACAGCUAACGGUAAUGAGAACCUGACCACUGCGCCGAAGGGUGAUGAAAUGCUUGCCAUUAUUCAGGGCUCUUCAUAG
Penicillium angulare is the source of this 1497-nucleotide messenger RNA. Its product is annotated as aminopeptidase P family protein. The transcript is spliced from 2 exons. The coding region runs from base 1 to 1497 and encodes 498 amino acids. The record is from RefSeq and is a predicted model, not a curated record. Lineage: Eukaryota; Fungi; Ascomycota; Eurotiomycetes; Eurotiales; Aspergillaceae. Gene Ontology annotation, molecular function: metalloaminopeptidase activity; manganese ion binding.